Messenger RNA from Lineus longissimus, 2379 nucleotides. Its product is annotated as poly [ADP-ribose] polymerase tankyrase-like. NCBI's taxonomy places the organism in Eukaryota, Metazoa, Nemertea, Pilidiophora, Heteronemertea, Lineidae. The record is from RefSeq and is a predicted model, not a curated record. The transcript has 6 exons. The coding region runs from base 88 to 1416 and encodes 442 amino acids. Gene Ontology annotation, molecular function: protein binding.
GAUGGUGGUCAUGGUUGGGGUUCUUUUGAUUUUCAUCAUGAAAAUACCGAAUUAAGUCAUGUUCUAGAUCAAAAGAGUUCAAAAUUAAUGCUUCUUGUGAAAGAUUAUGUUUGGGGUCUCACAGUUGAUCGGUAUACAGAUAAAGGAAGGGACCAUUUGUUGCAACUCCUGAAAUUGUAUCCAGACAAGUGCUUCCUUGACCUUGACCUUCCCUUGAUGAUGGCCACUCCGGAGACGCUAAGUUCAUUGUUUGAAGCCAUCAAGAUUGGCGACCAUGCUGCUUUGGAAACAUUGCUGAUUGCCCGCCCUUCCUGGGUUGGGCGGACUCUGACAGGCUGCACACUUCUUGAAGCUGCUGUCCACUGUCAUGCUGGAUCUCUUGAAAUAAUUGAAAUUCUUCUGAAGUCUGGUGCUAAUGUGAAUCAGCUGAGUGUUUGUUUUGAUGUGAUGGAUGGAUCGGAAACUCCUCUGAUUGCUGCGGCUAGGAAAGUAUGCAGAAAAGAAUUAGUUGUUCGUCUCGUAGAAGCCGGUGCUCGUGUGAAUGCAAUCGAUGGUGUUGCACAACUCUCUGCCCUGUCAUACACUUGCAUUGUUCCUCCAAAUGAUAAACAAGCUGUUGAAGCAUUAGGCAUAGCAAGAGUAUUGCUGGAGAAUGGUGCUGAGGUGAAUGGUGCACCUGGAGAGCGGACCCCGCCGCUUCAUCUCGCAGUCGGUCGUGCUGACAAUCUUGCAAUGGUCAAGCUUCUCAUAUCACAAGGAGCAGAUGUCAACCAGAUGGAUUACAUGGAGCAGGUCGCCCUUCACAAGGUCAUCUCUCCCGACGUUGCUACCUACCUCAUCCAGAAUGGUGCGAUUCUUCUGCCGCAGUCACGCUACUGGCUCCAUCCCGUUGAAGCCAUCAUUGCUUCAAAAGACAAACGUCUCUUCUACGUACGCCUGGAACUAGUCCGAUUAAUGAUACAACACGGUGUCCAAUUGAACGUUAAAAUGAUACCGGAACCAUGCCGUUGGUUUUAUCAGUACUAUCCGCAUUGGUUGAUAAAAUAUGGUGCCAUGCAGCUUCACGGACCUUGGUAUCCACGUGGUGAGGUUGAAUCAGCCACAGAGCGUGGUUGGUACAAAAUUGCGCAAUACGCACGUGAUUUUGUUCCAGGUAUGGCAGAUGAUAAAGAUUCAAUAUGUAAGCGAUUCUUCUGGGAUUUUCGGGAUAUAAAUGAGCGGUUUAUUGCUGACGAUACCAAGGCUUGGAUUGAAGAUUUGCAUCAACAGCCACCUCGGCUGCAGGAUAUGUGUACGGCCUCGAUUCGUCACGUCUUGUUAAAAAAUAGUGCUGGGCGGAGUAUAGUUCCUGCCAUUGAUUCGAUGGCACUACCGUAUAAACUACGACAUCUUGUCGUGAGGGCACCACCGAAAUAACUUUCUGCCCGAACAAUCCAAGUGAAUCGCACUCACGGUGUGGCAUUUUGACCAAUAACAAAUUGCCAGUGCAAGUCUAACAUGUUUUGGACUCAUUAACUUGGACUCAGAUUUUGCUUUCCCCAUUCUUUCUAUUAAUGGAAAAUAUGGCACCUUCUUGCAGUAGCAUAUUGAAGUGUCAUUGCUGAGAACACUGCAAUCUCUGACCAAUUUUUUGUAUUUGAGAAAUUCAGAGUGGUAAAAGAGAGAACAUUUUCAUAACUGUCAAGAUGUAUAUUUAUAAUGACCUGUACUGUUCUUCAGGCUUGGUUGUGUUAUAUAGCUAUCAAAUGAAACUAGUCUGCAUUUAUAUGUUUACAUGAAUGCCAUUAAAAAAAUUUGUGUGGUGCUAUUAGAGACAGAAAGUUAGUGUUGAAAAUGUCACUACAUGUAUGUUAACAAAGAUUGGAUAGCACAGGGCCUUGUUGUUUGGUGCUAAAACGUGUCAGCAAAUAAUCAAUGUGUCAAUCAUGUUCUGAAAUGCUAAAAUUGAUAUGUUAACAUGGUUACUUGGUUACUCAUCAAGAUAUGAAAAUUUUUGUUACCAUGGUUGCCAGAAGUAUGUAUACAGUUUAAAUCAUGUUUACAUGUAGAAAUGUAAACGGUUAACAUCCAAUCAUGUUCAGAAAUAUCAAACCUAUUAGGUUGCCAUGUGGUAUUCACUGGUGAAGAUAUCAAUCAUGUUUAGGAUUACUGGUACUAAACUAGGUCAGUGAGCAUGGUGGAAUACCACUGUCAAUAGAUCUAGUAAAGUAGUAUGUACAUGUGUAGAAUUGUCCUGAAGCUCAGGCUACUCGGGUCACAAUAGAUUCUAGCACAGCAAAAAUGUAAAUGUCUUACAUACAUGUAGAAGAAUGACAAUGUAAUCAGUUGGUGCCUAUUCCUAUUGCAAAAAGAUUUAUAUAAUAAACUAUUCAUUGUUGA